AUGUCAGUGUUUACUGAUCAAGUCCCAGAGGUCGUUGUCCCACCACAUGCUGGUGCUACCCCGCCGGUGAUGCAGACAGACAAUGAGAACUGUGAUGACACUUCCAUCGAACCGGAAGAUAAUGACAGCAACACUGAGAAUAGAAAUUUACAAAGAUUGAUUGGUGUAAUACUAUGUUACAAAUUCCUGGACACAUCCUGGUCCAAACUGUUUGUCCCCCAAGUUUCUGCCAGAAAUGCUGGGCUUUCCAUUCUGGCAAAGCAAGUCUGGACAGGCAGCACCCUGCAGAGGAUGUCAGAACAAGGGCCCAUUGAGGUCUUUCAGGUCCCAACACCAACCCUUCUGGCUGCUGUGCUACUCGACUUGUACAAUGUAUGCCAUGGACAGGACACCCCACUCAUCGAUAACGGUGCAUCCCAAUUACGUUUUGGGUUUUCUCUAUGUCCUCUGUACUGGUAUAUCUACGACACCAUUGACCACCCCAGUGUUAAUGACAGAGCAGCUCGCAUCUCCAUUAUGCUCGAGCCUGUAGGUACCAACGAACUGCUCAAGACUGGGUUUGAAGCACGUGUUCAGCAUGCAGGGAAAGAAAAGGAAAGAGAAGAGCGGGAAGCAGAGGAAUGUCAUGAUGAGGCAGAACGAGAGAAUGAUUUGAUGGUUGGGCUGGAAGGCUGUGUGAGGAACAAGAGGAACAGUGUUGUUGCAGCAGGCACAGAUGAAGAACUAUUGCUUCCCUUCCCACAGACGAUCGAGUAUCAAAGACGAACAGGAAGGCAGGUACAGUUGCACCAUCCUCUGAUGAAGAAGACGAUAUCCAACGACUGCUGCUCGUUGAAUCGAAGCUCCUUGCACAUGACCCAACCUUUUGCUGCAAGAAUCCAUUUCAACACCAAAUGGUGGCAUGUCUGUGAAUCAUACUUUGCUCUGUUGGUGGCAGGAGCCAAUGCUGCUAGAAUUGGCAAGGUUUUGCAGACUGUCCCCGCAACAUUCACAGACACAGAAAAGGCGCGGUUAGUAAAAAACAUAUAUACUACUGGUGGUCCCUCUCAGUUCUGCGGGCUUUUCAAGACGGCCCAAGAUGCCACGAUGGAUGCAUGGAGGGGAAUGGUGACCUUUGCAAACAUGGAGGAAUUCAAAGAUGUAGGGGUAGGAAGUACUUUCAUCAUUGGGGCCCUUUGCCUUCCUGUUACACUGGAAUUCGACCCCUUCAUGAUAAAGGUGCAAGCAAGUGACGAUAUUACAGAGGAUCGCCAGCCUGCAUUCCCCACUGUUCCUGUCCAUGGAAUUAUCACCAGCCUGCAUUCCCCACCAUUCCCAUCCAUGGAACCACAUGUAUUGUCCUUAGAUAAAGGUGCGAGCAAGCGACAAUAUUACAGAGGGUGCAUCCAGGGCCACCCGUAG
Molecule: messenger RNA, 1401 nt
Organism: Pisolithus orientalis
Lineage: Eukaryota; Fungi; Basidiomycota; Agaricomycetes; Boletales; Pisolithaceae
Exons: 13
Coding region: 1-1401 (466 amino acids)
Source: RefSeq, a predicted model, not a curated record